UUUUAGAAAAAUCCACUAGAGAAUCGGGUUCCUGCACGUUGCGAAGAUUCGAAUGGGCCGCCGCGCGCGGCGGGUGCGAGUCGGUGCGCGCGCAGUCGCCAAGAUGGCGGCCCGCUGGGGCGACCCAUCUUACAUGGAGACGUUCGCUCGCGGUCCGUGGCCUAGCCGCGCAGCGGCGUCGCCUUUGGGAGCCCACCACACCGAAGAGACGGCACGAGUCGGUGCAAGUCGGUGCGAGAACAUGGGCGCGAGUUGAGAGCGCACCGCAACGCGACAUAAAUAUUGGCCCGUAUCGCCCCGUGAUCGGACAACGUGAAAAUGGCGGCGUGAAAUGGCAGGACGACGGUCGGCGUUGACGAGCGCCGAGUCCCUCCCGGGGCCAGGGAGCGCCGAUCCGCUCAGGGAUCUCUUCGAGGCCUGCAAGACCGGAGACCUCGCCAGGGUCAAGAAGCUGGUCACUCCGAAGACGGUCAACGCCCGCGACACGGCCGGACGCAAAUCCACUCCGUUACACUUUGCGGCUGGUUAUGGUAGACGAGAUGUGGUCGAAUUUUUAUUAUCAGCGGGUGCGUCGAUUCAGGCCAGAGAUGACGGGGGUUUGCAUCCACUUCACAAUGCGUGCUCCUUUGGGCAUUCGGAUGUGGUACGACUUCUACUAGAAGCUGGAGCAAACCCUAACACACGUGACAAUUGGAAUUACACUCCGUUACACGAAGCAGCAAUCAAGGGCAAGAUUGACGUGUGCAUCGCUUUGUUGCAACAUGGAGCAGAUGCGAACAUUAGGAAUACGGAAGGGAAGACCGCACUCGAGCUGGCCGACGCGGUUACAAAGCCAGUUCUCACUGGAGAGUACAGAAAGGACGAACUGCUCGAAGCUGCCAGGUCCGGGAACGAGGAACGACUGAUGCAACUGCUCAAUCCUCUGAAUGUCAACUGCCAUGCCAGUGAUGGACGCCGGUCUACUCCACUCCACCUCGCAGCAGGAUACAAUCGGCUGAGGGUUGUUCAAAUUUUAUUGCAAAACGGUGCAGACGUGCACGCAAAAGAUAAAGGAGGUUUGGUUCCGCUGCACAAUGCCUGCUCCUACGGUCACUUCGAAGUAACCGAGGCACUGCUCAAGCAUGGUGCGGCUGUUAAUGCCAGCGAUCUCUGGGCAUUUACUCCACUCCACGAAGCAGCUAGCAAAUCCAGAGCCGAGGUGUGCUCAUUGCUUUUAAGCGAAGGUGCAGACCCUACGCAACUGAACUGCCAUAGUAAGAGUGCCAUUGAUGUAGCCCCAACGCUCGAGCUGCAGGAGCGAUUGGCCUAUGAAUUCAAAGGGCACUGCCUUCUGGACGCCUGCAGGCAGGCUGAUCCAGCGAAGCUGAAGAAAUACCUGUCCCAAGAGGUCGUCAACUUCAAACAUCCGUACACAGGUGACACCCCGCUUCACUGUGCGGUGGCGUCGCCUUAUCCGAAGCGGAAGCAGAUCGUUGAGACCCUCGUCAGGAAGAGCACUGCCUUAAACGAGAAGAAUAAGGACUUUCUUACUCCACUUCAUGUAGCCACCGAUCAUUCUCAUUACGAUGCCAUGGAUGUUUUACUCAGGCACAAUGCCAAAGUCAACGCUUUGGACGGGUUAGGACAGACCGCGUUGCACAGGUGUGCCAGGGAGGACAACGUGCAAGCUUGCAAGAUACUCCUGUCGUACAAUGUGGAUCCUUCCAUAGUGUCGCUGCAAGGCUACACAGCGACUCAAGUAGCUACUGAAAAUGUCCUGAAGAUAUUACUAGAUCCACCGAGUGGGACGGAAGACGCCGAGGCCCAACUCCUGGAGGCGAGCAAGUCCGGCGACUUGUCAGCAGUCGAAAGAAUAUUGCAAGCCAAUCCGCAUGCAGUUAAUUGUAGAGACUUGGAUGGCAGACAUUCGACACCGCUGCACUUUGCUGCUGGGUACAACAGGGUUCCUGUCGUCGAGUACCUUCUGGCCCACGGAGCUGAUGUUCAUGCUAAGGACAAAGGCGGUCUGGUACCUCUGCAUAAUGCUUGCUCCUAUGGUCACUACGAAGUGACCGAGCUGCUGGUCAAGCAUGGUGCAUCGGUGAAUGUUGCUGACUUGUGGAAAUUCACUCCGCUGCAUGAAGCAGCUGCUAAGGGGAAAUGUGAGAUCGUGAGACUCUUGCUGAGGCAUGGGGCUGAUGCUACGAAGAAAAAUAGAGACGGUGCCACUCCGUUGGACCUUGUCAGAGAUGGUGACCAGGAUGUUGCCGAUCUCUUAUGGGGCAACAGUGCUCUCCUGGAUGCUGCGAAGAAGGGCAACCUGGCCAGGGUGCAGAGGCUGGUUACGCAGGAUAACAUCAACUGCAGAGACGCUCAGGGCCGGAACAGCACACCGUUGCAUUUAGCUGCGGGUUACAACAACCUAGAGGUGGCGGAGUUCCUCCUGGAGCGCGGGGCAGACGUCAACGCCCAGGACAAGGGAGGGCUGAUACCCUUACACAACGCCUCCAGCUAUGGACACCUCGACAUUGCCGCAUUGUUGAUCAAGUACAACACGGUGGUCAAUGCCACCGACAAGUGGGGCUUCACGCCUUUGCACGAGGCGGCCCAGAAGGGCCGGACGCAGCUCUGCGCUCUUCUCCUGGCACACGGGGCCGACCCCUUCCUGAAGAACCAGGAAGGCCAGAGCCCCGUCGACCUGGCGAGUGCGGACGACGUCCGGUGUCUUCUUCAAGACGCCAUGGCCUCGCAGCAGGUCGUGCCGUCCGUCCCUCCCAGCAGACCUCCCAGCAUCGUCGCUCUUCCCGUGACGCCGCCUCCUCCACUCACUCAGGAGACUGUAAUAAUGCCAUCCGGAGCAGCGAUGACCCUCUGCGUGCCUCUGGCUCGUCCAACGUCCUGCUUGAGUCCGAUGCCCUCGGUGGAGCUCUGCUCCGAGAGGGAGACCAAGGACAGCGUCUGCGAGGAGCGCUCCGGCACAGGUAUCACGACGGUUGCCGGGUUCCUGCAAAGUCUCGGCCUGGAACAUCUGCUGGAGCUCUUCGAGAGGGAGCAGAUCACCUUGGACAUCCUUGCCGAGAUGGGCCACGAGGACCUGAAGCAGGUCGGGGUCUCUGCGUAUGGCUACAGGCAUAAGCUCAUCAAGGGGAUGGACAAACUUCUCAGCUCCGCUGCAGGACUCAUCUGGCAGCCUUCCAUCAACCCUGGCACGCUUCUCGUCGACCUCCUCGCCGAGGACAAGGAAUUCCUCGCCGUGGAGGAGGAGAUGCAGAGCACCAUCCGGGAACACCGCGAUAAUGGACACUCCGGGGGCAUCUUCUCGCGCUACAACAUCAUCAGGAUACAAAAGGUGCAAAAUCGGAAACUAUGGGAGCGGUACGCUCACAGGAGGCAGGAGGUUGCCGAAGAGGUGGGGGCUGCUCCUGUGUCGCCGAACGCCACUCCUAGAGCUACUCCUGGGACCGCUGCUCCGCAGGCCAACGAGAGGAUGCUCUUCCACGGUAGCUCCUUCAUCAACGCCAUUGUUCAGAAAGGCUUCGAUGAGCGACAUGCCUAUAUCGGCGGCAUGUUCGGAGCGGGCAUCUAUUUCGCCGAGCACAGCAGCAAGAGCAACCAAUACGUAUAUGGGAUAUGCGGUGGAACCGGAUGUCCCGCCCACAAGGACAGGAGUUGUUACAUCUGCCACAGGCACCUGUUGCUGUGCCGCGUCACCCUCGGUAAGUCGUUCCUCCAGUUCUCCGCGAUGAAGAUGGCCCAUGCGCCUCCUGGACACCACAGCGUCAUGGGCAGGCCUUCCCAGGGUGGACUGGCCUUCCCGGAGUACGUCGUAUACAGGGGCGAGCAGGCCUACCCGGAGUAUCUGAUAACGUAUCAGAUAGUGCGACCCCAGCAGGAGAACACCGGCGGCGAGGUCGGCGAGGAUCGGUGAUCGGAAGAGCCCGGAGGACGA
This is a messenger RNA of Orussus abietinus, 3928 nucleotides long. It is a transcript of the gene Tnks, whose product is annotated as tankyrase. Gene Ontology annotation, molecular function: protein binding; NAD+ poly-ADP-ribosyltransferase activity. The transcript has 12 exons. The record is from RefSeq and is a predicted model, not a curated record. Lineage: Eukaryota; Metazoa; Arthropoda; Insecta; Hymenoptera; Orussidae. The coding region runs from base 332 to 3907 and encodes 1191 amino acids.